Camarhynchus parvulus is the source of this 3693-nucleotide messenger RNA. RefSeq names its product ankyrin repeat domain-containing protein 40-like. The transcript is spliced from 5 exons. Bases 141 to 1226 code for a protein of 361 amino acids. Gene Ontology annotation, molecular function: protein binding. The record is from RefSeq and is a predicted model, not a curated record. Lineage: Eukaryota; Metazoa; Chordata; Aves; Passeriformes; Thraupidae.
CCGGUCUCAAGAUGGCGGCAGCCGUGAGGGCCGGAACGGGGGCCCGGGCCGGGAAGGGCCCAGCUCCGCUGCGCUGAAGCCGCCCGGCCCCUCCUGACGGGCUCCAGAGCGGCGGGGAGGGGCCGCAGCCGGACCCGGCCAUGAGCGGAGCGGCGGAGGCGCGGGAGCUGGAAGAGCGGCUGCGAGAGGCGGCGGCCCUGGGGGACGUGGCGGAGGUGCGGCGGCUGCUGGGCGCGGGGGCGGACAUCGACUCCCGCAACGAGAUCAAUGGCUGGACCUGCCUGCACUGGGCCUGUAAGCGGAACCAUGCCCAAGUGGUGUCCUGCCUGCUGGAGGCUGGCGCAGACAAGCAGAUCCUCACUGCCAAGGGAGAGCUGGCAGCACAGCUAACGUCGAAACCAGACAUCCGCAAGAUUUUGGGAGAGGAACAAACUGAACAUCAAGGAGUGAAGGAUUUAAAUUUAUCCAUUGUUGCGAACUACUUGGCCAACCCAUUCCCUAACAUUUACACCGAAGAAAACAUUCCAGGCAGCUUGGCAGAAUCCGAGAAUGAAAGUGCUUCCAUCUCUUCUGCUUCCCAGAGUGAAACUAGCCCUUGUCCAUCAACAACUCAGGCUGAAAGGAUCUGCAUACCCAUGUCAUGCAGCAGCGGCCAGAUUUUCCCAGCAGCGGAUGCAGCAGCCAGGCCACCCCCUAUGCCCACCGUCUCUGCAGCCGCAGCCUGUGCCAGCCCAGGGGUGCCCUACAGCCCCGGCUGCCCCCUGGCCAUGACCCCCAGCCUGGAGCUCUGCUCCCCAGGAGUAUCCGGCCAGGCCUUGCCUCUGCAGCCUCACACCUCCCCCAGCAGCCCCACACCCACCUUCCAGCCCUUCUUCUUCACUGGAACAUUCCCAUAUAACAUGCAAGAACUUGUACUCAAGGUCAGAGUCCAGAACCUGAGAGACAAUGACUUCAUUGAGAUUGAACUGGACAGACAAGAAUUGACCUAUCAAGAUCUGCUCAGAGUGAGCUGCUGUGAACUGGGUGUUAAUCCAGAGGAAGUAGAGAAGAUCAGAAAACUACCCAAUACACUUCUAAGAAAGGACAAGGACGUUGCCAGACUCCAGGACUUCCAAGAGCUGGAGUUGGUCCUAACGAGAAGUGACAGCUCUCCUUUCCGGAACACUGCAGCUGCGCUGAUGGAGCACCCAUGCUACAACAGCAGAGCAUCCAAGCUGACGUACUGACCCUGGGAGCUGCAUCUGCAAUGGGAACACCUGGCAGUGACAUGUGCUGCCCUUUGGAAGGCAGUGACUUAAGUGUGUAUAAAACCUUAAGUUAUUAUUAGGGUUACUGUUUUAACUAGUAUUUUAUAUUUAAUAUCCUGUUUGGUUUUAUUUUUUUACUUGAUACUGUAUUCAGGCAAGGGAUACCUCAUUUGUCCAGUAAAAUCACAGGUUUCCAAUGUAUUUGAAGUUUACUGGUUGUAUCUAGCAGUGUGGGGCACGAAAGGUGUAAAUUAUUGAUAUGAAAAUUUUGUUAAGUACACCCACUCUGACCAAGUAAGACUCAUAGAAAGAUUCAGGAAAUUGUAUGUCUCUGUAUGUACUUCCACAUUAAAUUAAAGAGACACACAAUGGAUAGUUCCUCUCUAAAAGUGUGAAUGUGCAAGUCCUUAAUCUCUUGCCCCUCACAAACACUCACCAAGAUGGGUUGUCUAGAGAUACUUAAUGCUCAGAAGUGGCAGGAGAUAUCCUUUUACUGGGCUGAAAAUAACUGGGAUAAGCAUAUCUGUAUUUAAAUGUUUAUUUCCCCCGUGAGAAUAUUCUACCUCCACCAAAAAAUACAAAAGCCCCUCGUAAACGUUCCUAUUGAGUUGAGUGCCCUUUCAAGAGAAAGCCUAUGUUUCAGAUGGGGAGGGACCCCCAAUCUGUGUCCGUGGUUUUAUUUACUUUCUGACUGAUGUGAGCCUGUGCAUUACUUGCACCAGGUGUCAGUAUUGUCAAGACAGGAAAGCUCUCUGUGGCCCUCCCUUGUACACCAGUUCCAAGGGAGAUGAUUGUUUCUGCCGUGUGAGAAGCACAGCAGUGUCCUAAUGAGAGAUCACAGGUGGAAGGAACAUAGAAUGCUUUUAUGAGCCACUAGAUGGGAAAAACACCACGAGUAAGUAACUAACUUGUAACUUUACAUCCUGCACGGUCUACUGUCACUGUUACAUAGCCUUGUUCUAGCCAGGUGAGUACUGAAAGGGCUGAAUGCCUCCAGGUGCUUUCAACUUUUUUUUCCCCCCCUCUUUGUGGGGAGUGAAAAAAACACAACUCUGGUUAAGCUACAGACUGUUUAACUUGCAUUUAAGCAAGUUAGUAAUGAAAAAAUUCACCUGUGGGUUAAAAUACUUGAGUCACUGCAUUGCCAGAGUAUUAAACAGCCUGAAGCUUCUCUAUAUUAAUGUGGCAGCCUGGAAAGUAACACUUUUGGAAGCUGUUUUCUUUUUUACCAAAAAAUACAAUGCUGACCUUUGCACCAAAACCCUUAAAUGGGUCCUGAGGCGGGUGGAGGGCUCAGGGAUUUGCUUUUUCUGCAUGAGCUGCUUUUUCUCCCCUCUGUUCCCCUCUUCCUCCCCCCCCACCCCAAACUAUUGAUUUUCCUUCCAUUUCUGCUUUAUGAAGCUUCACUAGGCAGAGUUUCUGCACAGCUGAUGGAUGCUGUGUUUGUUGUUGAUCUGGACUGCAGUGUUGACAGUCAAACUAUAAAUAGUACAGCACCAUCUUCUAGUAGAAGCAGCAUGGCUGCCACCCUCCCCGUGUCUAUCUUUACACUGGAAGACUGUCUCAAGCUGCUGCACACCGAGAGAAGACAGAAACCCGUUCUUCCAGCAGAGAUACUUGACUCUGGGCUCAGGAUUUCACCAAGUUACUUAAGCUUAAAAUUCUUGCUUAUUUCAGUCAAAAUAAUUAUCAUCCUUUCCUCCAUGUUCUGCACCCAUCACCUCACCUCAACACUGCUAACUUCCCAUUCUCAAUCCUGGUUUUCGUCCAGCCAGGAGCUGAGAGAACUAGUUAUGUUUAAUGCCGGAUUCAACUCCUGGGAAGCUCAAGACUCUGACACAGUAUGAAGUAAAACUUCUUAACUAAGGUUCCUGCUUUGUUUUUCUUGUAAGACAGGAAAGAAAGUUCUAUUUUAACAAUUGCGUAUUUAUCUCUCCAGCACAGCUUGGAGGCUAGCUUAGAUUAUGUGCAAUAACUGUGUGAAAAGCAGUAGUGGUUAAAUGGUUCAAAAUUAGUAAGAUUAUCUAAUUUGUUUCCAGUUCCGUUAUUUAGGAAGUCAGUGUAAGGACUGUCUCCACUAAUUACUGAGCAUUCUGCUAGAGGGCAGCUGGUUUAAAAAGCUUUAUUUGUCUAGUUUCCACCAAGAAUAACAGUUAAUGUGUUAAGAGUUAAACUCAUAAAUCUGACUGUAAUAACAGUGUAUCUAUGCAUUCACAGAAGUAUUUUUGUAUGUUUUAUGCAGUUUGAUAAACUCUAAGGCACACUAGUUAUGUUAGCUGGUUUUUGCUGGGCUUUUUCUUUAAACAAUGAACUGUUGGAAUGACAACUGAGAUUAAAUUUACAAAACUUGCUGUUUUUCCAAGGAUGCCUUUUGUUUGCACUACAAACUUGUACUGAACUGACACUGCUACUCUUCACUUACAAUAAAGUAUCAGUCAUUUUAAGU